UCAAACAAAAUAAAAUAAACAAUGUAUCUCGUGAGAAAAGCGUAGUGAGAGAACUCAGUUGAGCGACGUCAUGGUGGAUACGAAAGCAGACAACACUAUAAAUAAAACAAAUGCGGCUAUCGUCGAUGCUUUGCUCAUAUGGAAAAUAUGGAUAGCACUAUUGGAACGCAAUUCAUUGCGCGUUAGAACAACACAGUUUGGAUUGUCGCAGUGAUUUUUAUUUGGAGUUUUGAUACACAACACCUGACACUCUCUUCGGUGAAAAUAAUCUUAUUUCGUUUUUUUUAAUUAAUUGUACGAAAUUUUUCAAAUAUUUUGAAAAAGGAUACUUCGUGUUGAACGAAAAUUAGAAUAAAAAUGUGUUAAAAAAUGACUGCUUUCUUCAAGUAACAGAGGCGACCUUGAAUUUCCAUAUGUUUGCUAUUAUGUCAUGAAUCAAUUUUCACUCUUUGCACCGGAAAAAUCCGAUUCUUUUGACAAGUAUUAUUGCUGAUUCUGAUUAUAUGUGGAAUCAACUUAUUGGUCAGUGGUGUCGAACGCAUAAUAUUUAUCAAACAAACUUUUACACGAUUUUUAUUUAAUUUCCAAAAAAAGUUUAAGGAAAUAUCAAUUGCAGUGCUAUAAUCGUGAAGUGGCACACUCGUGGUAAAUUGCCUAAUUUAAUCGAUACAAAUCAGCCGAAAAAUUCUGCUUCACCUUAUCAUAUCAAUAUCAUAUGGUACGGUAAUGUCACUUGCAUGCCAUUCAUGUGAGCUAUUAACGGUGAGAUUUUGGAGCUAAACGUGAUACCGAAUCGGAUUUGAAAGAGAGACAAUUCGGUACAUAUGCACCAUGUGAUAAUCAGUAACCAGUAAUAGCGUAUAUUUUUUGUUGCUGAUAAAUAAUUGAACAAGUGUGCAAAGAAUCUAAAAUCACCACUAAUCGAUUGCCGUGUAUUACAAUGUCUACUUCUCUCUGCCCAUCUAUUUCCUUCUCUCCCGUCCUUAACCAAACCAAUUGAAGACACAAACGAGUAUAUCGAUGCCAUUCAGCUAAUACACGAGUUAGGAAAGGUGAUAAAGUCAAAAGAAAGCAGGAAAAGGUUAAUCGAACGCGAUCGCAAUAAAGUGAAGAAAAAAGAAUAACAAAAUAAAUAAAUGAAAGCCUAGUAAAGUGAAUACGGAAAAAUCAAGCGAAUUUUUUUUGUGUAUUCACUUCGCGUGCAUACACAUGAUUAUCACUAGGUAACAAACUGUUUGAGAUUACUUGAAAUUACGAUCGAAAAAACCGCUUGUCCAUGCGAAUUUCAUGCUCUCGUUCUCUCCGCACACACAAACGGGUCAAUCAUUCUAAUACGUUGUCGCAUCUAAGUCACGACGACCGAAAGUAAAAACAAACGACAAACCGAACGAACAAUGGUGUAGCUGUAAAUCUUGUACAUAUUGUGAGUGAGAGAGCAUCGCGUGUACAAUUUUUUAAAACACAAUACAAACAACCAGCCACACCACCAACCAACGCAACACGCACGUAUACGUAUAUAUGUACACGUUUUGCUCGGACGAUAUUUUUUGCUCUCUACGAAACGAGAUUAGUCAAUGUCAAUCGUAUUCGCACUUCUCAUACACACAAACACAAGCACAUACACUCAUCGGAAUAGCAAUCAGCAGAUAUCGUUCGAUUCGGUUGUUCGUUGCGAGCACCACGGAAAAGUCAAAUAGUAUUGCAUCCUGCACAAUCCAUUCAGUUCGCUACCAAACUCCGGUUGGAUCGUAUGAACCAAACAGAGAAAAAAAUAAACACUGGCUUUUGAAUACGAAUUAGAAUUGUGAAAUUCUACUUUGAAUAUUAACUGAAAAGCAAAUCAACUGUUUGAAUUUUCAGCACAUUUUUGGGAUUACCAGAAUUUACAAUUAUUCUUCUCAUCCAUUUGAGAAAUUGUUAAGUCAAAAGUAACAAAAACGUAUCAAGAAAAUGCCUGCAAGAUUCGAAGACGUAGCAACUGAAAACAACCGCACCGGUGCACCUCUGGACCUGGGUGGAUCCGGUCAAUACCAAAAGUUGGCUGAUGAGGUUGUUAUCAGCGGUUUCUCAGGACGUUUGCCGGAAAGUUCAACAAUCGAAGAAUUCAAGGACAAUUUGUUCAAUGGCGUCGAUAUGGUAAAUGAUGAUCCACGCCGUUGGCCAAAGGGUUUAUAUGACCUACCAACCAGAAUCGGUAAAAUUAAGGACGAAGAUUUGGAAAAGUUCGACCAACAAUUUUUCAGUGUGCAUCAGAAACAAGCCGAAUGUAUGGAUCCACAAAUGAGAAUGUUGCUCGAAGCAACACAUGAAGCUAUCAUUGAUGCCGGUUUCAAUCCACAAGAAUUGCGUGGAAGUCGCACAGGUGUUUACAUCGGUGUAUCAAACUCGGAAGUUGAACAAUACUGGUGUGCCGAUCCAGACCGUGUUAAUGGCUACGGUUUGACUGGAUGUGCUCGUGCUAUGUUUUCCAAUCGUCUUUCAUUCACUUUCGACUUCAAAGGACCAAGUUAUGCAUGUGAUACCGCCUGCUCAAGUUCAUUGUAUGCCUUGUCACAAGCUUUCUCCGAUUUGAAGGCUGGCCACUGUGAUUCGGCUAUUGUUGCCGGAGCUGGUCUCAUUUUGAAACCGACUAUGUCAUUGCAAUUCAAACGUUUGAGCAUGUUGAGCGCUGAUGGAAAAUGCAAGGCAUUCGACGAAAGUGGUGCCGGUUAUGUGCGUUCAGAUGGUUGUGUUGUAAUUUUCUUGCAAAAAGCCAGCCAAGCUCGUCGUAACUACGCAUCCAUUUUGAAUGUUCGCACUAACACUGACGGUUACAAAGACCAAGGUAUCACAUACCCAAUUGGCGCUAUGCAAAACCGUUUGAUUCGAGAAACAUAUGAAGAAAUUGGAUUGCAUCCACACGAUGUUGUCUAUGUUGAAGCUCACGGUACUGGUACCAAAGUUGGUGAUCCACAAGAAGUCAACUCAAUCACCGAUUUCUUCUGCAAAGACCGUAAAACACCAUUGUUGAUCGGUUCAGUUAAAUCUAACAUGGGCCAUUCAGAACCAGCAUCAGGUGUUUGCUCAAUCGCUAAAGUCUUAUUGGCUAUGGAAGCUGGUGUUAUUCCAGGAAACUUGCACUACAAAUCACCAAAUCCAGAUUUGUACGGUAUUGUUGACGGCCGUGUUAAAGUUAUUGACCGUAACACACCAUGGAACGGUGGUAUCAUCGGUUUGAAUUCAUUUGGUUUCGGUGGUGCUAACGCUCACGUUAUCAUGAAAUCAAACCCAAAACCAAAAUCAACCACCCCAAGUGACACCAUCCCACGUUUGGCUGUAUUCUCCGGUCGUACCAGCGAGGCCGUUGAUUUGCUUUUGGAAGAAGCCGAGAAAAACAAAACUGAUGAAGAAUUCUUCAGCUUGGUCAACGAAAUCCAUUCAAAGAACAUCCCAUUGCACUAUCACCGUGGUUAUACCGUUGUCGGUGACAUCACAACUGUUCGCGAGGUCAACGAAGUGGUCGACGAUAAACGUCCAAUUUGGUACAUUUACUCUGGUAUGGGAUCACAAUGGGCUAGCAUGGCUAAAGAUUUAAUGCACUUGGAAAUUUUCCGCAACAGCAUCAACCGUUGUGCAGAUGCUUUGCGCCCAGAAGGUGUUGAUUUGGUUAAAAUCCUCACCGAAAGCGAUGAAUCAACAUUCGAUCACAUUUUGAAUUCAUUCGUUUCAAUUGCCGCCGUUCAAGUUGCUCUCACUGAUGUUUUGACCCACUUGGGCAUUGGCCCGAGUGGAAUUGUCGGUCACUCAGUUGGUGAAUUGGGCUGUGCCUAUGCUGAUGGAUGCUUCACACCAGAACAAACUGUUUUGGCUGCAUAUUGGAGAGGUCGCAGCAUCUUGGAUACUGAUUUGAAGAAGGGUAUGAUGGCUGCUAUCGGUCUAUCAUGGGAAGAUACUAAGGCUCGUGCUCCUGCUGACAUAACCGCUGCAUGCCACAACAGCAAUGACAGCGUUACAAUUUCUGGUCCACCAGAAUCAAUCACCAAAUUCGUUGAAGAAUUGACCAAGGAAGGUACCUUUGCCAAGGCCGUCAAAUCAUCUGGAUAUGCCUUCCACAGCAAAUACAUCGCCGAUGCUGGACCAAAAUUGCGAAAAUCAUUGGAACGAAUAAUUCCAAACCCAAAAAACCGUACAUCACGCUGGCUCAGUACAAGCAUUCCAGAAUCCGGCUGGACAACACCAAUCGCUCAACAGAGCUCAGCCGCUUACCAUGUCAACAAUUUGCUUUCACCAGUCCUUUUCCACGAAGCCAUUCAACACGUUCCAAAGAACGCUAUUUGCAUUGAAAUCGCACCAACUGGUUUGUUGCAAGCAAUUUUGAAGAGAUCAUUGGGCGGUGAGGCCGUCAACUUGAGCUUAUUGAAACGUGGCCACGAAAACAAUCUCGUUUUCUUCUUGCAAAACAUCGGAAAAUUGUAUGCCGCCGGUGCUCAACCACAAGUUUCAAAAUUGUACGCACCAGUUUCAUAUCCAGUUGGUCGCGGAACCCCUAUGUUGAACUCGAAAGUUGGCUGGGAGCACUCACAACGUUUCAUGGUCCCGAAAUUUGGAAUGGAUUCAACCUCCGGUGAAACUGUAGUCGAUGUUAACCUCACCAAAGACGAAGACGCAUACUUGGCCGGUCACACAAUUGACGGUCGUGUUCUGUUCCCAGCUACUGGUUACAUGACAUUGGCAUGGCGUACAUUUGCCAAGACCAAGAACAGCACCUUCGAAAAGACUCCAGUCGUUUUGGAAGAUGUUGUCUUCCAUCGUGCCACCAUUUUGCCAAAAGACGGUUCAGUCAAAUUCGGCGUUAACUUCUUCGAUGGCACCGGACGUUUCGAAAUCUGCGAAGGUGGUUCAUUGGCCGUUUCGGGUAAAAUCUACGUUCCAGAAGAUGUUGAAUUAGAACAAUUACCAUUGGAUCCACUUGAACAAGACAAAUCAGGUUUACCAUUGAAGGCUGGUGAUGUGUACAAAGAAUUGCGUCUUCGUGGUUACGAUUAUGCUGGUAAAUUCCGUGGUGUUAGCGAAUCAGAUUCGAAGGCUAUCGCUGGUAAAUUGCAAUGGGAAGACAAUUGGGUCAGUUUCAUCGAUACCAUGUUGCAGUUCAGUAUUUUGGGCAAAGAUUUGCGCGAAUUGUACUUGCCAACCCGUAUCGAACGUGCCGUUUUAAAUCCAUCGAAACAUUUUGAAAUCGUUGAAAGUUUGAAACAAAACAAGUCCGAUGUCCCAGUUUACAUGUACAAAGACAUCAAUGUCAUCAAAUCAGGUGGUGUUGAAUUGCGCGGAUUGAAGGCUUCAUUGGCUCCACGUCGUUCAGGCACUCAAUCGCCACCAAUUAUGGAAAAAUACAACUACGUACCAUUCAAAAAUGCUAACCAAGACUUGUCAAAGAAUCCAGAACGUGCUCGUUUGCAUGCCGUUUCGGUUGCAGCCCAUUUGGCCAUUGAAAACAGCAGCGGGGCAUUGAAAGUCAAAGUGGCUGAUGUUGUUGAAAGCAAAACCGUUGAAAGUGCUCUUGCACAAACGAUUCAAUUCGUUGUCGAAAGCGAACCAACACUGGCCAGUGAUGUAGCCAUUGUCACAAACCAACCAACCGAACCAUACGUUCAAGCUGUCGGUGAAUCGGGUAUUCGUGUCGUUGCCAAAGAUCCAAGCACUGGCCCAGUCGAAUCAAACUGCCAUUUGGUGGUUGCCUACGAUGUUGUGCCACGUGUCAACGCAAACAUUGUUUUAGAUAAUCUCAAAGCGUCAAUCAAGGAAGAUGGUUUCAUUUUGCUCGAAGAAAAUGUCGUUGGAUACGACGAAGCUGACGCCAACAAAUUGUUUGCCAGCUUCAACUUGGCCACAGUAUCAGUUCAACGUGCCGCAAACAAAUACUUUGUUUUACUUCGCGCAGUCAUCGACAUCACCACUCGAAACAAAACCGUUGUUUUGAUCACCGAAAAGAACUACUCAUACGUUGAAGAAUUGAAAUCGGCUUUGGCUAACGCAGAAAAGGACAACACUUACGUUUAUGUUGUUGGACAAGGCGAAGAAUUGUUGGGUGCCGUCGGUUUCAUGAACUGUAUCAAGAACGAAAACGGAGGCAAAUUCGCUCGUUUGGUAUUCAUUCAAGACGCAAAGGCCGAGAAAUUCUCAUUCACAAGCAAAUUAUACUUGGAACAAUUGAACAAGGAUUUGAUCAGCAGUGUGUACAAGAAUGGCGGCUGGGGUUCAUUCAGACACUUGAAAUUGGACGUACAAGGUGCAGUCUCAAAUUUGCAAGUUGAACAUGCUUACGUGAACGCAUUGACCAAGGGUGAUUUGUCAAGUUUGUCAUGGAUUGAGAGCCCAUUGACUCGCCAAUUGCCAGAUCCCAAGGACAACCGCGUCGAAUUGUGCUCAGUGUACUAUGCACCAAUAAACUUCCGUGACGUCAUGUUGAGCUCUGGAAAAUUGGCAGCCGAUGCUUUGCCAGGAGAUUUGGCCACUCAAGAUUGUAUCUUGGGAUUGGAAUUCUCGGGACGUGAUUCGACCGGAAAACGUAUCAUGGCUAUGGUUCAAGCAAAAUCACUUGCUACAACUUGUGUCGCUCAACGCAACAUGAUCUGGGAAAUUCCAAGCCACUGGACCAUGGAACAAGCAUCAACUGUUCCAUGUGUUUACUCAACUGUCUACUAUGCUUUGGUUGUUCGUGGUAAAAUGAAGAAGGGCGAAUCGAUUUUGAUUCACGCCGGUGCCGGUGGUGUUGGUCAAGCAGCCAUCAGUGUUGCUUUGCAUCAUGGAUUGACCGUUUACACAACUUGCAGCAAAGACAAACGUGAAUUCCUGAAGAAGACUUUCCCACAAUUGACUGACGCUAACAUCAGCAACUCACGUGACACAUCAUUCGAACAGUUUGUCAUGCGUGCCACCAAAGGAAAGGGUGUCGAUUUGGUUUUGAAUUCACUUGCCGAAGAAAAGCUUCAAGCUUCAAUUCGUUGCUUGGGUCUCAAUGGUCGUUUCUUGGAAAUCGGAAAACUCGACUUGAACAACAAUUCGCCAUUGGGAAUGUCGGUGUUCUUGAAGAACACAUCAUUUCACGGAAUUUUGUUGGACAGUGUCAUGGAAGGUGACGAUGAAACCAUCGAAACUGUUGUCGGUUUGGUUGCCGAAGGUAUCAAGAACGGAGCUGUUCGCCCAUUGCCAACCACCGUUUUCAACGACAAACAAAUUGAACAAGCCUUCCGUUUCAUGGCCAGCGGUAAACACAUCGGUAAAGUUGUUGUUAAGGUGCGCGAUGAAGAAUCACAAAAAGCAUUGAAACCAGCACCAAAAUUGCUUGCUGCCAUCCCAAGAACGUACAUGCACAACGAAAAAUCGUACAUAAUCGUCGGUGGUCUCGGUGGUUUCGGUUUGGAAUUGGCCAACUGGAUGGUGACCCGCGGUGCCACUAAAUUGGUGUUGACAUCACGUAGUGGUGUCAAGACCGGAUAUCAAUCGUUGAUGAUCCGUCGCUGGAGCGGCCGUGGCGUUGAAGUGUCAAUCGAUACAAACGAUGUGACCACAUUGAUUGGAGCACAAAACUUGCUCAAGGAAGCAAACAAAUUGGGACCAGUCGGUGGUAUCUUCAACCUUGCCGCUGUCUUGCGUGACGGUUUGUUGGACGAUCAAACGGAAGCCGAUUUCAAGACAGUUAACGUACCAAAAGUCGAUGGAACCAAACAUUUGGAUGUUGCUUCACGCGAUUUGUGCCCAUUAUUGGACUACUUUGUUUGCUUCUCGAGUGUGUCAUGCGGUCGUGGUAACAUCGGUCAAACGAAUUACGGUUUGGCCAACUCAGCCAUGGAACGUAUCUGUGAAAAUCGUCAAGCAUCCGGUUUCCCAGGUACAGCCAUCCAAUGGGGAGCCAUUGGUGAUACUGGUUUGGUCAUUGACAGUUUGGGUGACAACGACACCGUUGUUGGUGGUACUUUGCCACAACGUAUGGUAUCCUGUUUGCAAACCAUGGAUCUCUUCAUGCAACAACCACACUCAGUUCUCGCUUCAAUGGUCGUCGCUGAGAAACGCAAGGCCGAAAGCAGCGGAGUCAGUUUGGUGAGCUGUGUUGCCAACAUCUUGGGCUUGAAAGACUUGAAGAAUGUACCGGAUCAAGCAUCACUUGCUGAUUUGGGUAUGGACUCAUUGAUGGGUGCCGAAAUCAAACAGACAUUGGAACGAAGCUACGAUGUCGUUAUGAGCGCACCAGAAAUCCGUCAAUUAACGUUCGGAAAGCUUAAGGCUUUGGAAUCGGGCGACAGUGGUGCAGCACCAUCAGCAGCAGCCGGCGCUCAAACGAACGGCACACAAUCAGCAGCAUCAUCGGCUGUCGGUGACGGAACUCAAGUUGUGUUCACCGAUGAGCUCAUGCCAACUGAGGUCUUGGUUAAACUCGAAAGUAAAGCUCCAGUCGACAGCAAAGCACGUCCAUUGUUCGCUGUUCAUGCUAUCGAAGGUUUUGUUACUGCUUUGAAACCAUUGGCGGCCAAGCUUCCAGUUCCAGUUUAUGGUUUGCAAUGCACAAAAGACGCUCCAUUGACUUCAUUGAGUGACUUGGCUGCAUUCUACAUUAAACAAAUCAAAACCGUUCAAAAGACUGGCCCAUACGUGAUCAUUGGUUAUUCAUUCGGUGCAUCAGUCGCUUUUGAAAUGGUGUCACUCUUGGAGAAGGCCGGAGAAAAAGCCACUCUUGUCAUGUUGGAUGGUUCACCGAAAUACGUCAGCUGGUACACAGAGGCCCAUCAACAACGUCAAGAAGGUGGUGCCACGGAAUCACAAAAUGAAUCAUUCAGUUUGGCCUACUUCGGUUUGGUCGUUGCCAAUUUGGAUUACGUUAAAAUUGCCAAAGAAAUUGACUCUCUUGCAUCACUCGACUUGAAAUUGAAACGUGUUGCCGAACUCAUUAGCCAAAAGACGAAAUUCCCAUUGGAAACUGUGCAAUUGGCCGCAUCAACAUUCUAUAAGAAACUUAAGGCAGCCCAUUUGUACAAACCAGAACGCAAACUUGCCAGCAAUGUAACUCUCUUCAAACCAACCGAAAACUACGUCAAACUGGCCGCUGACUACGGUUUGUCAGAGGUUGUUAGCAACAAAGUAGAUAUUGUGACGGUGAAAGGUGACCACAGAACCAUUUUGACUGGCGAAUCCGUCGACAAGAUCUCCACCGUACUAGCAGCACUUGCUCAAUAAAUGGAAAUCAUCACAAAUACCGAUCUGUAUAUACGUCGAUUAGAGUUAAUUUAUAAUAAAUUAUAAACAAUUGCUUCCAAAGAAUAUAUGUCGCAACUGAUUUUGGUUUUGGAUAAUUCUGUGGCAGUUAUACAUUCAGGUCCACGUAUAAUUGGCACACAAUUACCCGCGAUAAAUCAACACGACAAUCUUCUUUUGCAGAGAAUCCAUACUAAAAUGACACAAGAUUAAUUAACGUAAACAUUCCAUUGAAUACGAUGUUUAAUUUAUUUAUGAAUUGAUUUUCAUCUUUAAACUAUAUUUUCUUGCCAAUGAAAUCACAACAAAGAAAAAACCAAUGAAUGAACAUAUGUGUUUUUUUCUAAACGCUUUCACUUCAAUGUAAAUUUGAUGGUUCAUUUAUUCAGCACGUGUUCGACCGAUUUCAUCGUUUGGAACGAACAACUGUCCGAUCGUUUUAAUCUUUUUGAUUGAAUGUGACUCAUGGAAUAUCGGGUCUUGAAAUAAAAAAAAUUGUAUACAUUGAAUUUAUAAUAAUAAAA
Messenger RNA from Sitodiplosis mosellana (orange wheat blossom midge), 9752 nucleotides. RefSeq names its product fatty acid synthase (gene FASN1). Gene Ontology annotation, biological process: fatty acid biosynthetic process. The record is from RefSeq and is a predicted model, not a curated record. Bases 1951 to 9210 code for a protein of 2419 amino acids. Gene Ontology annotation, molecular function: oxidoreductase activity; fatty acid synthase activity; phosphopantetheine binding. The transcript is spliced from 9 exons. Lineage: Eukaryota; Metazoa; Arthropoda; Insecta; Diptera; Cecidomyiidae.